Exophiala oligosperma is the source of this 1531-nucleotide messenger RNA. RefSeq lists its product as uncharacterized. The record is from RefSeq and is a predicted model, not a curated record. Gene Ontology annotation, cellular component: phosphopantothenoylcysteine decarboxylase complex. NCBI's taxonomy places the organism in Eukaryota, Fungi, Ascomycota, Eurotiomycetes, Chaetothyriales, Herpotrichiellaceae. Gene Ontology annotation, molecular function: phosphopantothenoylcysteine decarboxylase activity; FMN binding. Gene Ontology annotation, biological process: coenzyme A biosynthetic process. Bases 140 to 853 code for a protein of 237 amino acids. The transcript has a single exon.
CACUCCCAGACUGCGCCAUAUAUUGGAAAUCUCGUUGGAAGUCUUUCUUCUAUAUUAAUGAGCGGUCGUCUCAUCUUGUACCUUUGAAUGCGGACAAAGGUUUGGAUCUGAACACCAUCGCUUUGCUGAGAUUCCAAAAAUGACGUCCAUAACCAUCUCCGAUCGCUUCUCUGCAGCACCGCAUGUGAACGAUGGAAAACACCACAUCCUGCUCGGGGCCAGCGGCUCCGUCGCAACGAUAAAGAUACCUAACAUUGCACAGGCUCUCGCCCAACAUCCCAAAGUAUCGAUCCGCAUCGUAUUGACCCGUUCGGCGGAGGAGUUUCUGCGAGGCCAGUCGGCCGAACAGCCUCUGCUCGAGUCUCUACAGAAACUACCAAACGUCGACGGCAUAUACCACGAUGAAGACGAAUGGUCAAAACCCUGGGUUCGAGGUGAUAGUAUAUUGCAUAUCGAGCUGAGGCGAUGGGCUCAUGUUAUGCUCGUUGCGCCUCUCUCUGCCAACACUAUGGCGAAGAUGGUAAACGGCAUCAGUGACGGGCUUUUGCUUAGCGUGAUGCGCGCAUGGGACACUACAGGCUUGGUUGACUGUAAAAAGAAGAAGAUAUUCGUCGCACCUGCGAUGAACACUGCGAUGUGGAGGCAUCCGAUCACAAGAAAGCAGAUCAAAGUGCUGGAACAGGAUUGGGGAAACGAUGAAGACGGAUGGGUCAAGGUGUUAAGACCCAUGGAGAAGGAACUGGCCUGUGGAGACGUUGGUGAUGGCGCGAUGAUGGAUUGGAGACAUAUUGUACAGCAUAUCGAAACUCAUCUAGAUCUUGUUGUACAGAAGGAAGGCACAAAUGGUCAGUGAGGUCUAUCUACGCAAGCACAGCGCCUUUGAUCAUGUUGGGCUCUUCUUUCGUCCGGCGGUAAAGGUAGUCGCCCAGCAGACCAAAGGAAAUAACACCACCUGUGAGCCAAGCUCCAUUCUUGAACCACCACCAACAGUCCUUGACGUCCUUGAGGUUGACUCGUCGAAUCAUGGUGGCCAGAGUCAAUGCAGCGCCUCCGCAACUUCCAACGAAAAAUAUAGGACCGGCUCCGGCAAAGUAUCCGGCUGCUGCCAGCAGACCGACUUGAGUGGCAGAGAAGACAGAAAGAGCUGCCUUUGCAUUGUGCUCAUGGGCCUGAGCAAUCGACUUGAUGCCUGCCUUGGCAUCAUCUUUGAUGUCCAUAUAUGCAUAUAUCAUGUCAUACACCAAGGUCCAAGAUACGCAGCUGGAGUAAAGUGCAGCAGCUGCUGCAAUAGCUGAAGGGUUCGAUAUCAAGUCAAUGCCCAGGGCGGGGAACCCCACAAUGGCUCCCCAGGAGAACGUCAGACCAAGGACGAACUGAGGAUAAUGAGUAACUCUCUUGGCUAAAGGAUAUGUAGCCACCAGAAGGAGACUUGGUACGGCGUAGUAGAGGCAAGGGAGAGGGAAUUGCAGAAGAACAGCCAGUCCCGUGAAUAGCUGGGCCCCUAAAUAUAUGAUCGCAUUUUCCACUGAAA